This is a messenger RNA of Larimichthys crocea (large yellow croaker), 1664 nucleotides long. RefSeq names its product proline-rich transmembrane protein 3. The transcript is spliced from 2 exons. The record is from RefSeq and is a predicted model, not a curated record. NCBI's taxonomy places the organism in Eukaryota, Metazoa, Chordata, Actinopteri, Sciaenidae. The coding region runs from base 5 to 1585 and encodes 526 amino acids.
GAACAUGUCAGGACCUGGAGGUUCCCGUGUACUUGGUCUUCGUCCUUGUGUUGUUCUUCCAAACUUUAAUGGCACCAACCUGCUCUGGGAGGACAUGAGGCGCACACUGGCAUUCGCCUGGGAGCUACAUGUCUUUGGAUCUGCCAGCCUUUUCAUACUAAUGGCAGUCCUGGCAGUUAUAGGAAUGGCUGGUGCAUGCACUCUCCCUCAUUCUGUCCAUGAUGCCCUGAUCCUAACAGAUAUUCUCCUGAUUCUGAGUGGUGCUCUGCGUGGUGUCCUCCUUCUACUCGAUCCUUAUGGUACCUGUCAGAUCCUGUCUCGUGCAGCGCUGGCAGCUUUCCAAAAUGUUCCCCUGCAGCUCCUUCUGUGGGCACAGGUUGCCCUCACUCUGGUCACACUCAGAGGGUUAAAUAUAUUACUUUUCCCGCUAAGGCUGCAGCACACAUGGGUGGUUGGAGCACUGGCUAUAUCACAUUGUACUCUAUUGUUUAUAGCAGACCUUUUCUCUCCACCUUUGUCCCCUGCUCUCCCUCUGUUGCUUCAAACUUUGUCUCUCUGUUGGGGCCUCCCAUUCUGCAUGGGAAUCCUUUCCAAGACUUGUUCUAAUCUUCAUCCCUUUGUUAGAUCCUCUUUCCCUCAGGGGUUUCCCUCACAGAGAAUUGAAAAGCGUGCAAAGCAAGUAACAGCAGUAUGUGCUUUCCUUGGGGUCCUAUGCUGCAGCCUUCAGAUGUAUAGUCUUCUCUGGCUUUAUGGGCUACUGGGGAACUGGAGGCGCUUUGGUUGGGGCUGGUGGCUCAUUCAGUUUUGGGCCAGAAUUCUUGAGUUAGCAUGGGGAUUUUCUUUGCUUGUCCUGGGAUCUUGGAUAUCCUGGAUGCCAUCAUUGGGUAAUUCAAGUGGUGAUCAGGGGGAGAGCAGAAGUGAUGUGCAUAAAGAGGCAGAGGAGACAAGCUUGUGGGGUAGCACCUUGUCCAGCAUACGGAAAGAGAAAACCUGGGAAGACCUGAUGCCAAGCAACUGGGCAAAGUAUAACCUGUGUAAAACAGGUUUCAUUAAGAAUGUAAUGCGUCUGUAUGAUGAUCUACCACCUACCAUUGUACCAGAAUGCACGCCUGAUACUGUUAGCAUUAGCAACUCUGACACUCAGGGUGCAAUUCUGUGGCAGAAAGUUGGGGAACGUGAAUGCGUUCUUUCACUUAUCGAAUUUGACCUGCGGCCACCAUCUCCUAUUAACCUCAGGCGCAGCAUUGACAAUGCCCUUUAUCAAGGACAGCUUGUAAAAGGACGUCUGUUCCCACCUGCACCUCCUUCUUGGACUCACCCUGAGGGUACAAACACCAUUGACAAAGACAGUGGUACAACUACAUUCCUUCCAGAUCCUGUUGGCUACAAGUGGACGUUGGAUACAGACUCUAUUUCUGCAUCUCUGGACCAUCUCAAAGAAAAACACCCGAUACAGUCAUCAAGUGCUACCUCUGAUUAUAAUAGUAAUCAUGGGUCUUCAGCUACGGCACAACAGGGAGAAGAAUUUAACUCAGAGUCCUCAGCAGUGAUGCAUCAGCAAGACUGGUCGGUGGCAGCAGGUUAAACCACCACCCUGUUCUGCCAGUUCCCUGACCUCCACGUGACACUGAAGAGGCAUAUCAGCCAAGACUGCCCAACAGUGU